AUGUAUCAUGUUGCACAAAACUAUUAAGAUUUGCAAAAAACUAUGCAGAAGAUUGAGACUAAUCACUGUAUUCUUUCUUUCCUUUUGGUUUCCUCUCUUCAUCUGAAUGCAGAGAUCAACAGGUGUGCAAUCUUCCUCUUCUGUUUACUGGUUCCUUUGGGCUCCAUGGCACCGACAGAGACAUCAGAAUGCAGAGUGACUACAGGACAGAGGCAGAAUCAUUUCACUACAGAGAUACCGACCUUGGCAUCAGUAAUACAAAAGAAAGCACAUGAGUUGUUUGACUUCUAUAACAAGUGUAUCUCUGCAACAUUCCACUCUGAGCCCUGGACAGUUAUGUCCAAGGCCAGAGGCAUGGCAGACAGAAUACCCAAAUGUCCAGCUUUCCAGGCAAACUGCUGUGCUUUGCACCACAUCCACAACAUUCUGAAAACGCUGGGAGGCGACAUAGAAACCUUCUGCAACGAGAGCUCCAGAGGAGUGGUCAAUGCCAACCUCAACCAGCUGCACACCACGCUGAGACAAGGCUCUGCCUUCUACACCUGCAGCAUCCAGGACCUGCCCCAGGUGGAGCCCCAGGAACAGACCAUGAGCAAGGCAGACACAAAAACCUUCAUCUGGUGGUUUCUAAAGAAAUAUGAGGACAUCAUGCAACUUACAGUAAAGCUGUACUCUGAAGCAGUAGUUUGAUAUGCCAGGAUGAAAAAAUAACUUGAAGAUAGGUCUCUGUAAAUGAGACCUAUCAGGAGUUAUCAGUUUGAUGCCAGAAUGAACAUUGAUAGUGUACGUGCUAUUCUCUAUAACUAUAUAAUCUAGAUUAAUUUAAUAUUUAAAGGAUUAAUGUAUUAUUGAUUGUAUUUAUUGUAAAACUAUUUAUACCGUCUUAUUUGCAACAGCAUAUAAUAGGAUGGACUAAUGUAAGUCAAGGUAAUAUAAUUAACCAACCCUGAUAUAUCAGAAAAGUGUAAUUUCAGUAAUUUUAAUGUUAUUUAUAUUUUUAUCUUGUAGUUGUUUCUCAAAAGAAAAGCUGAUUGUCAGCAGGCUGAUUUUGUACUUCUCUCUCUACUAGUGAAUUUUAUUUAUGAAU
This is a messenger RNA of Taeniopygia guttata (zebra finch), 1087 nucleotides long. The record is from RefSeq and is a predicted model, not a curated record. Lineage: Eukaryota; Metazoa; Chordata; Aves; Passeriformes; Estrildidae.